UUUAAAAUAAAAUGGAAGAAGAAAAUAAAGUUAAUAAAUUAAUUUCAGCAUUAUCAAUAAUUUAUUCUAUUAAUACAGAUAAAAUAGUAAGAAAUGAAGCACAAAAGUAUCUUGAUAAUAUUAAAAAAGAACCAGAAUCAUGGAAAUAUGGGAUUGAAUUAGCAUCAAUUAAAAAUGUAAAAAUGGAUGUAUUGCGACAUUUUGGGUUAAAUUUAAUUGAUCAAGGAAUAUGUUGCAAUUGGGAGAAAUAUGAAGAUGAAGACAAAGUAUAUUUGCGUAAUUGCAUGAUUAAUAUGUGUUAUAAUGGUGUUCGUGAUGGUACAUCAGAAGAUCAAGAAGAAGUUCAUUAUAUUAAGCAAAAAAUUUCUAAAAUCCUUUUUGAAAUUGUAAAAAAAGACUGGAUUUUUAUUUUACAAGAUAUGGAUAUUACAUUUAAAAAUAUGUUUUUAACUUCACCUACGGCCCGUUAUAUAUCCUUAAAUACAAUAUUAAAUCUAAUUGAGAAUGCAUUUCAAUCUACGGAUGAUAAGGAGGUAUCAAAGAUUCCAAUAUUUUCUGUUGCUAUGAUUUCUAUUCUUUGUUCUUCAAAUAUUUUAAAAACUAUAUAUCCAAAUGGUCUUCCUUAUUCGCUUAAAAUCCCAGAAAAUAAUUCAGGAUGGAUUGAUAUUUUUGAAAAAAGCAUAAAAAGUUAUUUUGGAGUUAUUGAUACAUCAUGUUUUCCAAAGAUAAAUGAAAUUGAAAUAAUACAUGUUUUGAAUUGUUUAAAAGGUUGUUUAUCAUGGAUCCCUACAGAGUCUAUAUUAGAAUCAGGAAUACUGAAUCAAUUGUGCUUUGUUUUAUCACAAGGAAACAUAGAAAUAAAAAUGAUUUCAUCUGAUUGUCUUCAUGCUCUUUUUAUUCGUCCAUUGUUACCAGAUGAUAAACUUUCAGAGAUUGUUUAUACAUUUUUUGAACCUGAUAACUUAAACCAUCUACGCAUUAUUACUGAAGAGAUAUUUUCUCAAGUUCAAUAUAAUGGUUACAAUGAUUUUGAUGAAAAGAAAUAUUCUUUUCUUAAAAAAAUAGUUGAGACUAUUGUUGCUCUUGGAACAUUUCACAUUAUAAAUUACAAAAGAUCCAACACAUUGGUAUAUUUCAAUAUAUAUUUAGAUUUCGUUUUAUUUACUACUAAACAUCCAUCACUUAUUGUAUCUUCUAUAUCUCAACCUUUUUGGAUAGCAUUAUUAAAAUCGCCUUUAAAUAAAGAAAAUACAGUCAUAUCAAUAUUACCUCGCUUACUUGAUCUUAUAUCAAGUAGACUAAUAAGGUAUGAAAAUGCUCAAACAGUUUUAAAAGAUUCAAUUGAAAUAAAAUUUUUAAACCAUGACAUUGAAACAACUUCAGAAAUACAUAUAUUUUGUGAGAAUUAUCGAAGAUUUAUGGUAGAUCUUAUACGAAUAAUAUUUUCUAUGCCUACAAAGGAUUGUUUGUUAUACGCACAGCAACAUAUUGAAAAAUUCUUCAAAAAAUGCCCUGAUUUUAUGACUGAUCAAAUAUUUUUUCAUAAAAAAAAGACAUUGGAUUAUCAUUUUUAUGAUAGUAACUAUACUUUUAUAGAAGCUGUUCUAAAAGGAUAUAAAAUAUUAAAUGAAAAGGAUCAACAUUUAGAUGAUGAUUUAAAAAAUAAUUUCUUAUCUCUUUUAAUAUAUUGGUUUGAAAAAAUAAUUCAUAUAGAUGUUAAGGCACCUUUAAUAUUAAGUCGUCAAAUUCAAGUAUUAGUAAUGUUUCUUUAUUCUUUAGAAAAAAAAGAAUUCCUUAUACCAGUUUUAGAAAAAAUAAUAUCUACACUUGUAUAUCGUUAUCAUGAUAAUAUAUCUGACGAAGCAGUACAAACAAUUCACGAUUUACGUGGAAAAUGCAGCCAUGAACUUCUUAAACUUGCAAUGGAAUUAUCUGAUUCAUUAUGGAAUAUAUAUCCACAACUUGAAAAAAUAGUAUAUGAAAUUAUAAAUGAAAAAUCUAGCGAAAAUGAGAAUACAGUUUUUAUCACUUUUUUACUAAUCAUUAGUCAAAAACCAAAUAAUACUCAAAAUGAAAAAACAUACUAUUUUCAGCUUAUUACUACUAAAUUAAUAGAUACAUGGAAUAAAACUAAAUCAUUAUUCAAUUUAUCAACUUUUAAUGGAUUUCUUGAUCUUUUGGGACUCCAAAAGAUCAUGCAAUAUAUUCAAUCAAAAAAUAUCCAUUCUAUUCAAGAUUUAAACACUAAAUACUUAGAUGUCGAAGGAAAACAGUUAAUAGAUGAGUUAAAAGAAACUAGAAAAUUAAUUUGGCCUAUUCAAGGAUUUCGAAAAUUUGCUGAUUAUCAUUUAAAAAUUAUGUUAUUACAGGAUAAUAACUAUGAUUAUAUAUCAAAAUUAUGGAAACCUGUUGUUGAAUUUAUUCUUCCUGAUAUUUUCAAUAUAAUAAAACAUAUUCAUGCAUUAUAUGAUCCAGAUAAUUGGAAUUCAUUUGUUCCUGAACUGCAAUUUAUUAUUAGUCAAAGCAUUUCAGAAAGAUUUUGGUUUCAUGGUAUUAAUUCAACUUCUAAAGAUGAGUUUUAUGAAGAAAUUUCAAAAUUUAAAGAUAAAAUAAUAGAAUUAUCAUAUAAUCUUAGUCAUUUUUUACGUAAAAAUAGAGAACAUUGUUAUAUAAAUAUUGGAUUAUUCUCUAGUUUUGGUGAUAGUUUUUAUAGAAUCCCAAAUUUAUCACAAAAUAUAAUUGAAUCAUUUUUUACUAAUACUAAAGGUCUUUCAUUAUAUGUUUGGUCAAGUAUUUUGGAUUUUUCUAUUUCUCCUAUAAUAACAAAAUGUCCUCCUCAAUAUCAAGAUUGUUUCUUAAAGAUAUUACUACCAUAUUUAUUUGUUGAAAUUGAUAAAAAACUUGUGUUUGAAUGGUCACAAAUUUCUGAAAAAGAGUUUAUAUCUGAUAAUAAUUUAAAUACACCUUUUUGUCAAGAUAAAGAUUUAUCAAAUGAGAUGAUAAAUGAAUCAUUACUUAGAAAUUUGUCUCUUGUUGUUGUCAAAAUGUUAACUGAAUUAUUAGUACCAUCUUCAGAUAAAUCUCAAUUCACAAAAAAUACUUCAAAUUCUAAAACAAGUAAUAUGCUAUACAUUUUAAAAAACGAGGAUAUACUUAAAUCUUUGUUUCCUUUAUUAUCACAUUUGAUUAUGUUUCAUGACACUCGUACUUGUAACAAUACAGUUCGUAUUUUUCAAAAUAUCAUACCUAUAUUAAUGGAUGAUUCAAAUGUUCAUGUCUGCGCUUUUAUUGCUAAUGAUCUAUUUAAAGCAUGUCUGAUGGCGAUAAAUGAUACAUAUCUAGCAUCUGUUCAUUCUGAAAUUAUUCAAAUUUUAACCCAAAUAUACACUUUGGCUCAUGAAAAAGGAUUUCAACAAUCUAAAGAGGUUCUUUUAUCUAUUUCAAUAUUAAAUUUAGAAAAAAUAAAUGAAUUCGAAGCAAAGCUGUUUAAUGUUAAAAAUUCCAAAUCAAAGAGAGCCAUUAUGAUGGAUUUUUUAUCUACAUCUGGAAUAAAACCAGAGAUUGAUGCUGGUAAAAGCUCAAAAAAAACUAUUAAUGAUAUUAAUACUUAUAAAAUAAUAAAACAUUUUAAAUCUGAUAUGAAGAGUUCAAAUGAAGAUAUUUUUCAACAAGAAAAUAUAGAAAUUAGCAAUCUUUUCGAGUAA
Messenger RNA from Pneumocystis carinii B80, 3704 nucleotides. RefSeq lists its product as hypothetical. The coding region runs from base 12 to 3704 and encodes 1230 amino acids. The transcript has 22 exons. Lineage: Eukaryota; Fungi; Ascomycota; Pneumocystomycetes; Pneumocystales; Pneumocystaceae. Gene Ontology annotation, cellular component: nucleus; cytoplasm; RNA nuclear export complex. The record is from RefSeq and is a predicted model, not a curated record. Gene Ontology annotation, molecular function: nuclear export signal receptor activity; RNA binding. Gene Ontology annotation, biological process: RNA export from nucleus; protein export from nucleus.